AAGGACGCUAAGUGCGCUUGCGCAGCAUAUUUUCCCUCUGCAAAUUUCGUUUCGAGACAAUUUUUUCUUCUGCUGGUUGUGUGUAACUGUAUGGCCAGAUACAUGAGGCCUCCAAACUCGUCUUUGUUUGUAAGGAACAUCUCCGAUGAGUCCAGGCCUGAGGAUUUGCGGCGUGAGUUUGGCCGCUAUGGGCCGGUAGUAGAUGUCUACAUCCCACUUGACUUCUAUACACGUCAACCAAGAGGAUUUGCAUACAUUCAAUUUGAGGAUGUGCGCGAUGCAGAAGAUGCUCUUCACAGCUUGGAUAGGAAGUGGGUUUGUGGUCGGCAGAUUGAGAUCCAGUUCGCUCAGGGUGACAGAAAGACACCCAAUCAGAUGAAAGCAAAGGAGAGGCGUUCUCCAGGCCGAUCCUCUCGAUACGACGACUACGAUCGGGACCGACGCAGGCGCUCGCGGAGCCGCAGCUACGACAGAUACAGAUCACGCAGCCCGUCUUACGACCGCCGUCGCAGACGGUCGGAGAGUCCUCGAGAGCCUCGUGGACGGAUGUAUGCAAGAGGAAGAAGCAGGAGCCGUGAGGAAGACAGAUACAAACAGCGGCCUCGGAGAGAGUCCAGAGAACGAUCCAGAUCUGCGUCUCCGCGGGAGAACAUCAACCCGCCUUCAGCCUCCCAUUACACCGAGGAGGAAGUGAGGCGGAUGCAUUCACCCUCGCGCUCCAGAUCCAGGUCUGCAUCGAGGUCGCGCUCCCGUUCUCGGUCCCGGUCCUGGGCCGGACGCAAGUCCGGGGGACGCUAAGCCGGAUCGGCCUCCCUUCUCCUCCCCCCUCCCAACCUGGUUGUUAAGAAAAGAUGCUUGCUCUACAUGAAUGUGAUGCCCACUGAACCAUGUAAGAAGCUCUGUUUUUAGAAGAGCGCAGUUUGGUUUCUUUUUAUCAUUAAUACGUCCUGAAAAGAAAAUUAAAGGCUGGUUUCUUUGUUCAGUGGUACCCAGUCAGGAUUUUUUUGUUUGUUUAAGAACAGUUGCUGAUCUUUUUUUUUUCACCCUGCUAAACAGAUUUUUGCUAUUUAAAAAAAAAAACUUCAGUAUUUUAAAAAAAAUACCAGGUCUGUUAAUGAAUCAAAGUGUUUUUUUGUGUUUUACCACAUUUACAAGAAAUCUACUUUGAGUUUUACUGCUAACCACCUUCCACACGCCUGUUUUUUAUUAACCAAAAGAAGCAGCGUUGUCAGUUUCUGUAAAGUUUGGAAGCUAAAUGUGCAGAAAUGAUGCUGUUGGUCCUUAAAAGUGUUAAACUGUCACAUCUGUACAUUUAGUUUUUUUUGUGUGAGGUUUUCUGUAAGUAGAUUUUUUUGUUUUGUUUUUUUGCAAAUGGCAUUUUACUACUUUUUUUUUUUUGUUUGUUUCUGUCCAAAUAUCAGUUUUAAGAAGAGAAACAGAAGUUUCUCGUCCGUUUACUCGACUGUUGACUUGUUGCAUGUUUUAUCCUCCUGAUCCAUUAUCUUUAGUAGGAAGGUUAUUUUGAGUAAUAAAUUGAUAACGUUCAUUAAA
Molecule: messenger RNA, 1551 nt
Organism: Melanotaenia boesemani (Boeseman's rainbowfish)
Lineage: Eukaryota; Metazoa; Chordata; Actinopteri; Atheriniformes; Melanotaeniidae
Product: serine/arginine-rich splicing factor 10-like
Exons: 6
Coding region: 91-798 (235 amino acids)
Molecular function (GO): RNA binding
Source: RefSeq, a predicted model, not a curated record